Messenger RNA from Anastrepha ludens (Mexican fruit fly), 861 nucleotides. It is a transcript of the gene mRpL12, whose product is annotated as 50S ribosomal protein L7/L12. Gene Ontology annotation, molecular function: structural constituent of ribosome. Gene Ontology annotation, biological process: translation; mitochondrial transcription. The transcript has 2 exons. The record is from RefSeq and is a predicted model, not a curated record. The coding region runs from base 111 to 662 and encodes 183 amino acids. Gene Ontology annotation, cellular component: mitochondrial large ribosomal subunit; ribosome. Lineage: Eukaryota; Metazoa; Arthropoda; Insecta; Diptera; Tephritidae.
AAAAGAAGAGGCAGUAGCGCAUUUGACAAUUUACAUCGCAGCUGAUUAUUUUUGACGGCUGGUCACAUAACAGGCACGUUUUAAUAUACGAUUUGGGAAAAACUUCCAUCAUGAACUUCAGCCGUCUCGCCAUGCGUCAAUUCGCUCGCCACACUGGUCGUGUACGUAUGUAUUCUGCAGUAACAGCGCCUGCUGCUACUAGCGGCGCUGAAAAAUUAGUACCACCACCCCCGGAAAGUGAAGCAAAACCACCAAAUCCAAAAUUGGACAACAUUGUUAGCAGUAUAGCAGCAUUGAACUUACUGGAGGUUUCUGAACUCAGUGCAUUGCUCAAAAAGAAAUUAAAUUUACCUGAAACAUCGUUCGUACCACAAUUUGCUGCUGGACCAGCACGAGCAGCCGGGGGAGAAGAGGAGGAAGAAGAAGCAGCACCAAAAAAAGUACAGACUGAAUUCAAAGUCAAAUUACUGAAGUUCGACGAAAAGCAAAAAGUGGCGCUGAUCAAGGAGGUAAAGAAUCUUUUGGAAGGCAUGAAUUUGGUGCAAGCCAAGAAAUUCGUUGAAAGUGCACCGACUAUUGUCAAAGAAGGCAUACCAAAAGAAGAGGCAGAAAAACUGAAGGAAGCAUUUAGCAAAGUUGGUGCAAUCAUUGAAAUUGAGUAAAAUAAAUAUAGCUAGGUAGAUGCAGCUGCUCCUGCUGCAUUAGUUGCAGCGUUCCCUAAUUUUAAAUACAAAUCUAUGUAGUUGUAUACAUUUUUAUGUACCCUUAAAGAAGUUCAAUAUUUUAUUUGCAGUUUUAUCUGUUAUUUCUAUAUUGGAUUAUGUCAUGGAAGCAAUUAAAAUAUGGCCCGAUAUGAAAUUA